Closterium sp. Yama58-4 is the source of this 1341-nucleotide messenger RNA. Lineage: Eukaryota; Viridiplantae; Streptophyta; Zygnematophyceae; Desmidiales; Closteriaceae. The record is from the annotation of a GenBank genome assembly.
AUGAGCCUGUUACUCAACGGUUGGAUGGGCGACGCUGUGGAAGUAGUGUCUGGAGUAAGGCAGGGGUGUCCCCUAGCCGCGUACCUGUUCCUGUGCGCAGUGGAGCCGUUGGCGCAGGAAGCGGCGAGUCGGAACUUGGGGCUCUCAGGAGAAGGGCGUCGUCUGGCGUAUCUGGGAUAUGCUGAUGACACCACCCUGCUUUUGGAAGGGGAUGCUCAGAUUGAGGAGGCUGGAAAACUCUUGGAAAAAUUCGAGGGGGACUCAGGCUUGGCUACCAACAAGGGGAAGUCGGUGAUCCUGCCACUAGGGAAGAACUUGAACAAGCAGCCGUGGAAAACGGAUGGUUUUAAGUGGGCGAAAGCGGAUGACGCGGAGCGCCUGCUGGGUGUGUGGGUGACCCCAGCUGGAAGCUGUGAGCCAACGUGGGAGAGGGCCCUCGCGCAGAUUAAGGAGAAGCUAAUACUGUGGGAAGCGCAGCACCUCACAACCGGGGCGAGCGCAGCUGUCAUUAACUGCUAUAUCUCACCGAUAGUCUUCUUUCAGGCGCAAGUAUUCCCCCCACCUAUGGGGAUCUGGGGGAGGAUUAUCAAGCUGGUGCAUAAUUUCAUGUCUGGGAAUAGGGCCUCUACUGAUAAGGGCUUCAUCCUAUGGAGCAGGGAACUGCUAUAUAUGUCACGAGAGGAGGGGGGAGUUGGUGUGAACGACCUGGAGAUAACUCUUACCUGCCUCACAGCCAGACGGAUAGGGCUCCUUCUCACCGAGACGGACGCGCUGAAAAAAGACAUCAUGCUAAAAGCCGCGGACCUGCCGCUAGGGACUGACUCGUUUGUGGCGCACGUGAAGCUGAUGAAGCAGUGGCGUGGGAAGAGCGAGAGGUGGAAGCUGGCAUGCAGUAACUUCUUGCAAUCACCACAGGCUGACAUGUCCCGGGAGCUGACAAGGGAAGAGGUGACAGAGGAGCGAAUAGUCUUUAAUCGCCGCAUCCUACUCAACGACAGAACAACGGUGGGGGGACAAAAAGCUGCGGCGAAGCUGUGGGAGGUCCGUCUACGUGAUCUGCUGACGGCGGACGGCGCGGGAGGCUGGAGGGUCAAGGACUCUGAAAUCCUUGCAAAGGAUCUGAAGGGGAAAGCGGAGGCGAAGCUAGCACUGCAGGCUUGGGAGGCAGUUCCGCAAGAGUGGAAAUUGCUACUCCUCUCUGCCGAGCUUUCACCCCCACCCUGCUCUGCACCGAAACCCUAUCUGCUUCAUACAAAAGUUUUUAAGGAUGGGCAGCUGCUGUCGAUGAAAGAAAUGAAGAAGGGCUGUCGGCUGGCAAAACGGCCCUCAACUAAAAGGUAG